This is a messenger RNA of Spodoptera litura, 4073 nucleotides long. Lineage: Eukaryota; Metazoa; Arthropoda; Insecta; Lepidoptera; Noctuidae. The record is from RefSeq and is a predicted model, not a curated record.
UUAGGCGCCGCGUCGCCCGGUCUUACCGCCCGAAUACCGAAUCCCGCCCUUACAGCCUACUACGUACAUAACCGAUUGUAUCCUGAAGCAAACCUGGUUUUACUGUUGAUUGUGAUUUAUUUGAAAAGUUUUUAGCUGCUGAAUGUGGUAGGCAGGUACACCGUAAUUUACCAUCUAAUUUUGAUUAUAAUUCGUCGUGAUUUUCACGUUUUUUGAUAAGAAUUGAAGAAGUUGAAAAUAAUAAGUAAGGUCCUAGAAGGCUGAUGUUGUGAUUCGUAUAUCUUAGUAUCUGAAAAGAUUCAGUGUAAUAGUGGUACGCGUGUGAUGUGUUGAAUUGUGCGCGUGUUCGCGUGCUGUGGUGGCGGGCCGGUAGCGAGCGCAUGCAGGGGCGCGCGGGCGCAGGCCCGGGCGGGCUCCGCUCCAACCCGCGCGCCCUCCCACCUCCAGUUCUUCCGCCACCUCCUCAAUUUGCCACUGAACAAGACGAGAUGCCUGCCAAUCAAAUUGCCCAGGUGAUCGCGCUCAUAUGCGGCUUGUUAGUAGUGAUUCUGAUGGUACUGGGUCUGGCGUCGGCCGACUGGCUGAUGGCUGCCGGCUGGAGACAGGGCCUCUUCAUGCACUGUAUAGACCCUGAAGCACCCACGCCCUUGCCCUUCGAUAUAACUGCACAGCCCGGCUGCUAUGCUGCUAGACCCGCGCCUUAUAUUAAAGCGGCAGCCGGGCUGUGCGUGGCGACAUUGGCAGCAGAUGUCUGUGGCGCCCUUCUGACAGGGUUGGGUCUUCGGUCGGCAGACCACCGCACCAAGUUCCGAUACUAUCGGUUCGCCGUGCUCGCUAUGUCGCUAGCCCUCAUGUGCAUUUUAAUAGCGUUAGUGAUCUACCCGGUCUGCUUCGCUGCGGAGUUGAACCUGGGUAAUAGAUCGGUUUGGGAAUUUGGCUGGGCGUACGGUGUUGGCUGGGGCGCCGCCAUCUUCCUGUUCGGUGCCGUCGUCUUGUUACUCUGUGACAAGGAGAGCGAGGAGCUCUACUACAAGGAGCGGAAAGUGGUGAGCGCGGAGCCGGGCGCGCGCCCCUAGGGCCGCGGGCGCCUGCCCGACCUGGUGCCGUGAGGCGCGCGCUAGCGGCCCCGGCCGCUGGGUCUAGCCGCGCCACUCUAGCCCGCCCACACCACCCACCACGUCAUGCCGACCUACCCAACCGCUCACUCUUGAACUAACACACGACGCUUAACAUCACUAUCUACGAACACCAGUCCACCAGCAGUGUUGCAUUUUCAACGCUGAGCUUUGGCCAUUAAAGACUAAAUUACAAUUUAGUCUAUUUUAUAUUUCAACGAGACGUUAAAAAACUAGAUGCGAUGACUCGUGCGAUUGGUGCAUUAGGGUUUGCACGAUGGUUUUAAUCGUACAUAACCGACGAGCAAGUCCUUAUGUGACAAAACAAAACAGUUAUCAGUAUAAUGUGUAUGGCUGCAUUUAUUGAAUCACAAGUUUGAAGUUGACGAAGUUGACACAAGUUCCAUAGAAUAUGUGUCAACAGUUAAUCUUUUGCAGUUAAAUCUAGUUUCAGGAUAUUUGUAGAUAGUGAUGAUAAACCACGGUUUAAGUGUGAGCUGUUUGAUAAAGGUAGUAGCCUGGGUGACGUGACUGCGACCAUGUCAGGUCGAGCCCACAUGAAGUCGUACUCACGUCACUCAGUGCCGGGGAAGCGACUUGUCGAUGCUAUAUCGGACUCAUCGCAAUACUAGCGACUGUCCCGUUGUUUUUGUUGUUCCAAGAUAUCAUAGUACUUGACUGUCCAAAUUAAAUUAUAAUUAUAUAUCGCGUUAAUUGCGAGUCGUACUAAAUUUGUACUGUAAAUUAAAAACUUGUUAUUUAUAGAGCAAUGGUAAAUAAUAGAAAAACAAUACUUCGUCGGCCAUUACCAGUGUAAGUGCUAUGAUUCUUUUGUAGAUUCUUAGUUUGUAUUAAUUUAUAUUAUUAUAGUUUCCUUUGUAGUGUUAGUAUGACUUACCUCGGUUGAUUAUUUUUAUUUUGUAGUAUUUUGUUGAUUCGUAAUUUUUAUUUUGAUUGGUAACAGAAACGAUAAGAUCUGAAAGCGAGAGAUUAACUAAAAUCUACUUAAUAAGUGAGAAUCGCCUUAUUCGGGAUAUAUUUUUGUGAUUUUUUUAUUUUUUUAAGUGUGGUAUUAUAAUUUGGCGCCUCGUGAUGAGCGGACCACAUUCAGACCGUGUGUGUACUGGUGUAUGUACCUCGAAUGUAAUCCGUUCCAAAGAGCGUUAGUAUUAGUUUGGUAGAACGUGUCGCUGAGUGGACGUGUGGCGGGGGGGCGCGGGGCGCGGGCCGCGGGCACAGGGCAGGCGACCCUCGGGAGUGUGGCCGUGUGACGGACGACUAGUGUAUGUACUGUAUGUGACUACGUGUGGCGGUGGCCGACACCGUCGCCGCCGCGAUAUCGGACUAUGACUACUCACGUAUUUAAAGGAAUUAAAUAUAUGUUUUGAUUAAAGUUACCCUUAGUAUCGUAUUAUACCUACUUCAUAUUUGAAAACUAUUUUAUUAACGAUUAUAUAAAUAGGAAUCAUGUGAGCCGUACGAUGUACGCAGGACGCAGAUUGAUUGAGAUUAAUUUCGAUUGUAUUAGUGAUGUCUAGAAUCUCGUUGGUUUUACUAUUUUGUAAAUCUCAAAGUUUGGAAUUGAAGAUUAUUUAAAAAUUAUAUUUUCUUAAUAUUUAUGUAAACGUAAUGGAACAAUUAAUUGACGAGUAAAAUUCGUAAUAAUUAUAAAAUAGUGGUAAUUAUAUGUGUAAGUGUAAUAUUUGUGGACAUUGUAAUAAUGGCAUGCCAUGUGUGUUUGUCUAACAAUGCGAAGUUGCAGCUUCGUAUUUAUUUUAUUGUCGAAUAUUCUUGGUCAAGGCUUUAAUUUUUAACGUAUUUUAUUGGUCAAUGCAUAAAUCAAUGUUUUAUUCCUAAAACGUAAUAUAAACGCACGACUUCCUAUUAAUUUUGUGCAAAAUGUAAGAAUAUCUUUUUAUAACUAAUUUUGUAUUGUAAAGGUCUGGCUAGCGGAAACUGUCUAAUUAGUUUUAUAAAAUUGUUUAUUGUGAUAAAAUGCAGCUAUUUGUAAUCGUUGAUGUGAUCGAUUGAGGCUUUGCAUUAUUCGUGUUUUCAUAUCGCGAGCGCUGCAGCUUGUGCGCUUGACGAAGAUUUCGAUUUAUCCACAUAUUCACCCAGUCGACCGAAACUCUUCAUUGUAAUAAUGAUUCAUAUAUUUACAUACUUCCAAUUACAGUAUAAUAAAUGUAGCUAACUUGAACUUUCCCUUCGCGAAACCCGUUAUUCGCUCUUAGUCACUACUUUUUAAGAAACACGAAAUUCUCAACGUAAUUAUAUUAACAAAUUGAGUUAUUUUCGAGCUCCCUUAAAAUUUUGACAUGUAAAAUCUACUAAUCAUUUUUAUACACUAAGCUUUACUUUAGAAUUAUGUCAGAUUUUAUUUAAGUACAAGGCUAAACUAGAUUUAAGUUUUUAUAGCAAUAAUUGUUGCUCUCAUCAUUAGUCCGUUAAAUAUGAAUAAAUAUUUAAUAAAUCCACACUGCCAUGUAACAAUUAACUUACAUUUCUUUGUAAGUCAUAUUAAUUUUACUGUAGUCAUAAUAAAUAACAUUAAAUUAUUGAAACUUCCUAAUAUAAGUGUACAUUUUACAUAGAAAUGAUAACCCCUUGUAAUUGAUAUUGAAUUACAUUAGCUACUUAAUUUUAUGCACCUCGAACGUACUUGGACAUGCUUAUGAUCUAUAUAAAAUAAUAUAGAAAAUGUAAUUGUUACACUAUAUGCAUCUGUUUGUGCAAUUAAGGUACCCGUUAAUUAAUCCAGUGAAUGAACUUUUACUAAAUUAAUAUCAAAACAUUUAUUUGACCUAUAAAGUGUUUCCUUAUUUCAUGCAAAUUAUUAUUUGACGAAAUAUUCUAUAGCUUAUAAACUCGGCUGUCCAAGUACAUCAGUUAUAUAACAUUACAAUUUUCUUAGCCAAAUUAUGAGUCAUAUCAAAUGAGAUUGAAUAAAGUAACUAG